Adineta steineri is the source of this 1683-nucleotide messenger RNA. The record is from the annotation of a GenBank genome assembly. NCBI's taxonomy places the organism in Eukaryota, Metazoa, Rotifera, Eurotatoria, Adinetida, Adinetidae.
AUGAGGUCGACUGAUAAUUAUUAUCAACAACGUAAUGCUGGUGUAAUAGCAAGUAAACGAAGACUUCCGUUUGAUUCCGCAUCAGCUCGCAUGUCAUCAUCCACAGUAACAAAGCGUGCAGUUUCCAACACAUUACGUUAUCCACAAUCUAACAAUCGUCACGAGAUUUUUCUAAACAAAUCGUCAUCAUCGUCAUCGUCACCUUCUGCUUCAUCUUCAAUUACAGAACAUGAAGAUGAUGAUGAAGUAAAAAUGCUUGAUGAAACCAUUCCUGAAAAUGAUUUCCAUGAAGCAGAUAAGCGUAAAAAGACAAUUACAAAUAGUCGUCAUUCAGCAAUGAAUAAUCACAACAGUAAAACGGACAUUGGUGGUCCAUUGAUACAAGAAUUACUUCAAUCUAAUAUGAAUCUUAAAAAAGAAAUACGUGAUAUACGUCGACAAAUAAAAUAUAAUAAUAAUGGAUCAAAUAAACAACGUAUUGAUCGUGUAAUUAAUACGACAAGUCCUUCGAAUAAAACCAAGAUUUUAAAAGAUCAUAAUAAUGACGAUGAUGAUGAUGAUGAAUGUUCUUUUGCACCUGUUGAACAUGAUUAUUAUAACAAUUCAUCAAAAUCCAAACAAUAUAAAACAGAAGCAACAAUGUAUAAACAACAACUUGAAAAAUGUCAAGAUACAAUUGUUCAUCUUCGAAAGACAAUUCAUUCAAUGGAAAAACGAAUUGAACAAUUACGCUCAACUGAACAUCGACAAGUAGGAAAUGCAUCUAAUCAACAUGAGAGCCAUGUUUCAACUUCAAAUAACAAUACAGACCAUCGAUUUAUUCACGAAUUAUUUCAUUUAUGUAUUAAAUAUUUACCACGAUCAUCAAAAUUAAAAACAACCGUUCCAACUCAUCAAGAUAUGAAAACAUUUAUACGACAAACAUUUACAGAUUUAAUUCAACGACCAUCAACUAAGAUAAGCGCCAUUAGAAAUCAUGACAGUGGACAUUUUAUUUGUAAAUGUUCCGAACGAAGUCAAACAGAACAUCGUCCAUCCUAUCAAUAUUGUCUUACUUUAAUUGAACAAUGUCAAUCUUUAUUUGAUAUAACAUGUUAUACACAAUUAUCAACAGCAUUAAAUGAAUUAUAUUACCGGCAUGGUGAAUUAGCGAAUUUUAAACGAUCAAUUGCAAGUACACUUGGUGUUACUGAAAGUACAAGAUUAGUUAGUUGCCCAAAAUUAAUUAAAAAAUUACAACAAGUACUUGAUGAUGCUAAAUCAAAUGAAUUGAUUACAUUUAAAAAAAUGGCUAAAAUUAAUGAUAUGAAUGAAGCUGUUUCAAAAAUUCGUUCAUACGAUGAUUUUGUACCUUAUUAUCAUCAAUUUAUUGAACAAAUGGCAAAUUUACUCGUAUCUAAGGGUGAUGAAAUUAUGCCAGCUAUAAAAACACUUAAAUUACUUGCACAUAGUGAUAGUUAUCGAUCCAAUCAUAAUUAUCAACAAUCUCAUUCUUUACCACGUGCAUCAUCAUUAAUUACAAGUAAAAAUUCUUAUGAAAAUAAUUUAUCACAAUCGAAAUCACUUCGAUUACUUUCAUCGAAAUCAAAUAAUGAUUUAUCAAAUGAAAAUAACAAAUUAAUUGAUUUAGAAAAACAACAAACUAAUGAUAGUGAACAAAAACAUGAUGAAGAUUCUCAAUAA